GCCUGCCUGGCGGGGCUCUUGUCAGUUAGUAACAAAAUGGCUGCGGUGGCAGCAGCUCUGCUCCUGAAGCGGAGGACAGAGGCGGCGGCGGUGGUGGUGCAGGCGGCUGCUGCUACUGCUGCGAGGAGGAGCGGGGGGCCGGCCCGGCAGCAUCACUGAGCUCGGCGGCAUCGCCUGUCCCGCCAGCGGCCCAACCCCCUUCCCCUCCGAGCGAAAGCUCCGUCCGAGGAGCCGCUCCUGCUGCCUCCACAAAUCCCCCGUAUCUCCCCCCCCCCCGAGAACCUCUCUCUCUCUUGAGUCCCUGUGGAGGGGAAGGAGAGCGAGCGAGCGAGCCUGCUGGAUCCUGCUACUGAUUGGGUGGAUCCCACUGGGAGAGAGCCUGACGGACCUCCUUAUGAGAAACUCAACGGCUGGAUCGCCCUGGGAUCCGUGGAUCCUGACCCUGUGAGAAAGAAAGAGACUGGAUUUCGCCUUCUUUUCUGGAUCCACCUAUGUUUGGCAUAGCUGGGUGGAUCCCCAUGAGAGAGACUGGUGGACCCCCUCGUCAGCAAGAAGCUUAUCUCCUGGAUCCUUUUAGGAUCCCUGUCUAUCAGAGAGACUGCUGGACCUCCCUUCCUUGGAUCCACAUAUGAAAGGCACAGCUGGUGGAUUUCGCUGGCAUCUGUGGAUCCUUGCCUUCUGAGACACUGCCUGGAUUGCUCUCCCCCUUGGAUCUGCCUGAGAGAGACUGCUAGAUCCUUUUCCUGCUUGUGUUCCACGUCUCUCCUCCCUUUUUAGAGAGACCGUACUGGGUACUUCUUGUUUGGAUGUGAGACUCUUCUGGAUCCCCCGUGGCUCCUUUUUGUUUUUCCUAAGCUAUUCCCUUAUACACUUCUGGAUGGGUACAAUUUUCUCCAUUUUAAUUUGCACUUUUGAAAAAAAUAUAUUCAGAUGCUCAUCCAUAUAAACUGAGAAUCUCCCAAACACAUAUUUUUUAAAAGCUGUGUUCUGAUCAAUUAGAAAGCCUAACAUUUUCCACUCUCUCACAUCCCAACAGUUCAUUUUUGCUGCAACCACGUACAUUUAAUUUUAGAACAAAAUUCCGUGUGCAAAACUCUAGCUGGGGACUCAUAAACUGCUAGUUCUGCUUCACUGGAAAUAAAAAAGAUAUUUUAAAAAAGGACCUGCAUCUGCUGCACUUCUCUGGGCUGGAAUCAAACUGGAGCUUUUAGCUCUUCUACUUGGAUACUGUUGAUUUCUUGUCUGGUUUCCCCAACCCCCUCCCUCCUCCUUUGUGGCAGGUUAUUUUUGGUGGGUUUUUUUUUAUUGGAACGGGCAUAAAUAUUAAAAAAAAAAAUCCAACAACUGACUUUCUUGGCCGUGUGAGAUUUUUUUCGUAUUCAACGUGAAAAAAUACGGGUACUUUUUGUAAGAAAAAGCAUUAAAGAAAGAAAGGAGCACGCUAGUGAAACUCCCAGACGCCAGACAAAAUAUUCACUUGUUCUUUUUCAAGGAGACUGAGUCGAAAGCUGCCAAAGAGCCCCAGAAGGAAACGAAGCAAAGAAUUAUAGCAUGGGCACAACCUCACCAUUGGCAUCCUUUUGAAGAGACUCCAGUGUUCAUCAAUGACCUAAUUAAUUGUGGAGAAAGAACAAACACAAGAAGAGGAACAUUUGAUGGAAGAAAAGAAAAAGAAAAAGCAGGAAGAAAAGAAAAAGAAGGAAGGUGCUCAGAAAAAGGCUGCUGAACAAAAAACCAAAGUGCCAGAACCUAUUAAGACCAGUUUAAGCCAGCCCCAACCUGCCGGUACCAGUACCAGUACUUCCACCAGCACUAUUACUAACAAUAGCAAUGGCAAGCGUGCAUCUGCCAAUGGGCAGCAGCCAGCUGCAUCCCGAUACCUGCCUCGUGAGGUGCCUCCACGCUUCCGCCAACAAGAACAGAAGCAGCUCUUAAAAAGAGGCCAGCCUCUGCCUACUGGAACUCUGAUCAGCACGAGCCCAGCGCAAGGUACUGGACAAGCAGGAGCAAGUCCUCCUCCACAGCCAGGAGUAGGUGGACAUCACCACCCCAGUAAAACUCAGACCCUAACAGCUCUACAGGAUGAGGCUCACUCUGUACACAGCCGACAUAUUGAAGCCGAGAGCCCAGGCGAACCUAGAUGCAGGAGGGGAGACAGCUCUGCACACAAUGUAGCGUCUCCUAGGAUGGUUGGGCAGCACCUUUUCUCAGACCUUGGUCACAGCGGAUUGGGAGACCAUUAUGAGAAUACUCACUGGGGACAGCAGCCCACUUUCCGAAGUGAAGCCAAUUGCAGCUGGGAUAAAGUGAUAAUAGACAGGACUGACAAGGAAGCGUGGCCUUCCAUUACAGGAACUGAGACUGAAUCUGCCUCAGAAUGUACUACAGACACUGACUCUGCCUCCAACUGUGGCUCAGAGAACAGUAGCAUGGCUACAGGGAGUGCCCAAGGCAACUUCACUGGACAUACAAAGAAACCCAAUGGCAAUAAUGGCACCAAUGGAGCACUCAUCCAAAGCACUUCUAACCAGAGUGCCCUUGGAGCUGGUGGAGCAAAUGGUAAUGGAAAUUCAGCCAGAGUGUGGGGUGUUGCCACAGGUUCCAACUCUGGCUUAGCUCAUUGCUCUGCCAGUGGUGGGGAUGGAAAGAUGGACAACAUGAUUGGAGAUGGUAGAAGUCAAAAUUGCUGGGGUGCUUCCAACUCAAAUGCUGGCAUUAAUCUUAACCUUAAUCCAAAUGCCAAUCCAGCUGCCUGGCCUGUACUCGGACAUGAAGGAACUGUGGGAGCAGGCAACCCUUCCAGUAUUUGCAGUCCAGUCAGUGCCAUAGGUCAGAACAUGGGCAACCAGAAUGGGAACCCAACGGGCACCUUAGGUGCUUGGGGAAACUUGCUGCCGCAAGAGAGCACAGAACCACAAACGUCCACUUCUCAGAAUGUGUCUUUCAGCGUACAACCUCAGAACCUUAACACUGAUGGACCAAAUAACGCUAACCCCAUGAACUCUUCACCAAACCCUAUCAAUGCAAUGCAGACAAAUGGACUGCCGAACUGGGGCAUGGCUGUUGGCAUGGGGGCCAUCAUUCCGCCCCACCUGCAAAGCCUUCCUGGUGCUAAUGGGACAUCAGUUUCUCAAGUCAGUGGGGGAAGUGGUGAAGGAAUGGGCAAUUCAGUGUGGGGGAUAUCCCCAGGUAAUCCUGCCACAGGAAACAGCAAUUCUGGGUUCAGUCAGGGGAAUGGAGACACUGUGAACUCAGCAUUAAGUGCUAAACAAAAUGGAUCCAGCAGUGCUGUACAAAAGGAAGGGAAUGGAACAAGUGCAUGGGAUUCGGGGCCUCCUGCUGGUCCUGGGAUCUUAGCAUGGGGCAGGGGCAGUGGCAACAGUGGCGUUGGUAAUAUGCAUUCUGGUGCUUGGGGCCACCCAAGCCGCAGCACCAGUAAUGGCGUUAAUGGUGAAUGGAGCAAGCCCCCAAACCAGCAUUCCAGUAAUGACAUCAAUGGGAAAGGAUCAACAGGGUGGGAUAGCUCUAGUGUUACCAGCCAGAAUCCUGCCAUGCAGCAGGGCAAUGAACAAAUAAACUCUUGGGCCAAAGCUGCAGCAUCUGGCAACACAGGUAGUGAAGGCAGUAAUGAUAGCAAUGGGAGUCAGAAUGAAGGCAGUACUGGGAGGGAAGGAACUGGAGAGGCUCGAAGAAGAGACAAGGGAAUGCUAGACCAAGGACAAGUCCAGUUGCCAAGGAAUGACCUUGACCCAAGGGUUCUGUCCAACACUGGAUGGGGACAGACUCCUGUAAAACAAAACACUGCCUGGGAAUUUGAAGAAUCCCCAAGGUCUGAACGAAAGAAUGACAAUGGAACUGAGGCCUGGGGUUGUGCAGCUACUCAGCCUUCAAACUCGGGGGGCAAGAAUGAUGGGUCCAUCAUGAACAGUACAAAUACCUCUUCAGUAUCUGGGUGGGUCAGCUCUCCACCUGCAACAGUUCCAACUAAUACAGGUUGGGGCGACAACAAUAACAAAGCGCCAAAUGGCCCAGGGGGAUGGGGAGAGCCGGCAAGUUCUACUGCUGUCAAUAAUGCUGCUGCUGCCAAAAGUGGCCACACUUGGAGUGGGACCACAAAUCAGGAGGACAAGUCGCCUACUUGGGGUGAACCUCAGAAACCCAAAUCUCAAAACUGGGGAGAUGGACAGAAAUCGAAUCCAGGCUGGACUUCAGGGGGUGGAGAUUGGGUUGAUUCCUCAUCUGUCCCUGGACACUUGGGAGAUGGGAAAAAGAAUGGUUCUGGAUGGGAUGCUGACAAUAGAGCAGGGUCUGGCUGGAAUGAUACUACGCGUUCUGGGACCACUGGAUGGGGAAAUGGCACAAACAGCAAGGCUAAUACAGGUACGAGCUGGGGGGAAUCUUUAAAACCUGGUCCUCAACAGAAUUGGGCUUCUAAAUCCCAGGACAACAACGUGAGUAAUUGGGGAGGAGCUGCUUCUGUUAAACAGACUGGAUCAGGAUGGGUUGGUGGACCAGUGCCAGCCAAACAGAAAGAUAGUAAUGAAGCAACGGGGUGGGAAGAGCCCUCCCCACCAUCCAUUCGGCGCAAGAUGGAGAUUGAUGAUGGUACCUCAGCUUGGGGUGACCCAAAUUACAAUAACAACAAGACUGUAAACAUGUGGGAUAGAAACAAUCCUGUAAUCCAGAGCAGUACCACAACCGCCACCACUAGCACCACCAUUAUCAACGCAAACAUGGCUGAACCUCAGCCACCGCACCAGUCAAGUGCCCAGUCAAACCGGUCCCCGCUGCUUGGUCCAGCAGGCUGGGGAGAGAUGCCUGCUAUCCAUGCAAAGCCUGAAGCUUCAUGGGGAGAGCCUUCCUCCCCUUCUGCUGCAGUUGAUAAUGGCACUUCAGCAUGGGGAAAGCCUCCCAGCAGCGGUACAGGGUGGGGAGAUAACUCUGCUGAGUCAGCAGGGUCAUAUGGAAGAGCAAGUGCACCAGCUGCUGCCCCAGUACUGUGCAAACCAGCUUCUAAAUCUUCUAUGCAAGAAGGCUGGGGCGGUGGUGGAGAUGAAGUAAAUCUCAGUACAAGUCAGUGGGAAGAUGAAGAAGGAGAUAUGUGGAAUAAUACUGCUUCACAAGAGAGUAAUUCCUCUUGUAGCUCCUGGGGAAAUGCUCCAAAGAAAGGACUUCAAAAGGGCAUGAAGACAUCUAGUAAGCAAGAUGAGGCCUGGAUCAUGAACCGUCUGAUAAAACAGCUCACAGACAUGGGCUUCCCAAGAGAGCCAGCAGAAGAGGCCUUGAAGAGUAACAGUAUGAAUCUAGAUCAGGCCAUGAGUGCUCUGCUGGAAAAGAAGGUGGAAAUGGACAAGCGUGGAAUGGGUGUGGCUGACUACAAUGGAAUGGUCACCAAACCCCUUGGCUGCCGCCCACCACCGAUCUCCAAAGAGUCUUCCAUGGACCGCCCCACCUUCCUUGACAAGCUCACCCUUUCUUUUUUCAAUCAGGAUGGCGGCCUAGUGGAAGAGCCCACUACUUCACCAUUUUUGCCUUCACCAAGCCUGAAGCUCCCCCUUUCAAACAGUGCACUCCCUAAUCAGACCCUGGGUGGGAUUGCCUCAGGGCUGGGCAUGCAAAACUUGAAUUCUUCUAGACAGAUACCGAGUGGCAAUCUGGGUAUGUUUGGCAAUAGCGGAGCAGCACAAGCCAGGACCAUGCAACAGCCGCAGCAACCGCCAGUGCAACCUCUUAACUCAUCCCAGCCUAGUCUUCGUGCUCAAGUGCCUCAGUUUCUCUCCCCUCAGGUUCAAGCACAGCUUUUGCAGUUUGCAGCAAAAAACAUUGGUCUCAAUCCUGCACUAUUAACCUCGCCAAUUAAUCCUCAGCAUAUGACGAUGUUGAACCAGCUCUAUCAGCUGCAGCUGGCGUACCAACGUUUACAAAUCCAGCAGCAGAUGUUACAGGCUCAGCGUAAUGUUUCCGGACCCAUCAGACAACAGGAGCAGCAAGUUGCACGUACAAUCAAUAACAUGCAGCAGCAGAUCCAGCAGCACCAGCGCCAGCUGGCCCAGGCCCUGCUUAUGAAGCAGCAGCCACCCCCUCCACAUCUAUCUUUGCACCCCCCUGCAGGCAAAUCAGCCAUGGAUAACUUUUCACCCCAUCCCCAGGCUCCUGGCCUAUCUGACCUGCAGACCAAAGAGCAACAGUCUUCACCGAACACCUUUGCUCCUUACCCCCUUGCUGGACUGAACCCAAACAUGAAUGUAAACAGCAUGGACAUUCCUGGUGGUUUGUCAGUGAAGGACACUUCUCAGUCCCAAUCUCGCCUUCCUCAGUGGACACAUCCCAACUCAAUGGAUAAUCUCUCCAGUGCUGCUUCUCCACUUGACCAGAAUCCUAGCAAGCACGGUGCUAUCCCUGGAGGUCUGAGUAUUGGUCCUCCAGGAAAGUCCUCCAUUGAUGACUCUUAUGGCCGGUAUGAUCUGAUUCAAAACAACGAGUCACCAGCUAGUCCUCCUGUAGCCGUUCCUCACAGCUGGUCACGUGCCAAAUCUGAUAGUGAUAAAAUCUCCAAUGGCUCCAGUAUCAACUGGCCACCAGAAUUUCAUCCUGGGGUACCAUGGAAAGGAUUGCAGAACAUUGACCCUGAGAAUGAUCCUGACGUUACACCUGGAAGUGUUCCAACAGGGCCAACUAUUAACACCACCAUACAAGAUGUUAAUCGCUAUCUACUCAAGAGUGGAGGGUCAUCCCCAACAUCAUCUCAGAAUGCCACGCUGCCUUCAUCGAGUGCCUGGCCACUUAGUGCCUCCGGUUACAGUAGCUCUUUCAGCAGCAUUGCAUCCGCACCUAGCAUUGCAGGUAAACUGUCAGACAUCAAAUCAACGUGGUCCUCUGGCUCAAUUUCUCACACACAAGCCUCUCUGUCCCAUGAACUGUGGAAGGUGCCCAGAAACACUACUGCUCCUACAAGACCACCUCCAGGCUUAACAAACACCAAGCCAUCGUCUACUUGGGGUGCCAGCCCACUGGGUUGGACCAGCUCUUACUCCUCUGGCUCAGCGUGGAGUACUGACAGCUCAGGAAGAACAAGUAGCUGGCUGGUCCUCCGUAACCUCACACCCCAGAUUGAUGGCUCUACACUGCGUACUCUAUGCUUGCAGCACGGUCCUCUUAUUACAUUCCAUCUGAACCUGACUCAAGGGAAUGCUGUGGUUCGAUACAGUUCCAAGGAAGAAGCAGCGAAGGCCCAGAAAUCUCUGCAUAUGUGCGUUUUGGGGAACACUACCAUCUUGGCUGAGUUCGCUGGAGAAGAGGAAGUGAACCGUUUCUUAGCACAAGGCCAGCCACUGCCCCCCACCUCCAGUUGGCAGUCCAACACUGGAACCACUCAGACACGUUUGGGCUCCACAAGCAGCUCACACGGCAUGGUGCGCAACGAUGCAGGCCACUGGAAUACCCCCUGCCUAGGUGGCAAAGGGAGCAGUGAUCUGCUCUGGGGCGGGGUCCCUCAGUACUCAAGCAGCCUUUGGGGUCCACCCAGUACCGAUGACGGCAGGGUUAUCGGAAGCCCAACGCCUUUGAAUACUCUGCUCCCAGGUGACCUUCUCAGCGGGGAGUCCAUCUAGGACACCAGAGAAACAAAAUGGAAGUAACAAUCAUCAGCACUAAAGGAAAAUAAUGGUAACCCUUUCCAGUCCAGGGCAUCGCGAAGAAUCCAGCUUUAAUAGAUCAGACUGGCAGCCCUUUUUUUUAGUACCUCUGUCCAAUAUCGACUAUGAAACUCUGCCGAAGUCCUUGUGAACUGUUAGUGCAACAGUAUGGGCUCCCUUUGGUCAGUGUCACGUGCUAAUGAUAGGUUUUAUGUGGGUUUUUUUCCAAUGGCUUUUUAAUUUUGUUUUUAUGUUUGUAUGGUGUUUUUAAAGACGUAUAAAAGCUGCUUAGACUAGUUCUAUCAUGAAGGGCACUUUUCAGAAUUUGGGCUGGAAAGGGUUAUUUUAUCAACUGUGGGAGUCGGGGAGGGAUGAAGGGGGGGAGGGUUGUGAGAAAGCCUAUUUAAAAUGAGCCUGUGAUAAUUAUGCACAUUACCAGAGGCGGAUCCAGUAAUCAGUAGGGGAUGGCAUCCGACCAGCCCGUAAGCAGUCAGCAGCAUGGGGGGGAACAAAUCCUAUGCCCCUCAGCUGUACGACUUGGAUUGAGAGGUGGGGUGGAAUAUCCAUGUCCACUACUCCCACGGGUCUUGCCUAUGCACAUUACACUUGUUUCAUUACUUUUUUGUGUCAUUGUUUCUUUUUUUAAAACUCCCCCCAAAAAAUAGUACAAAAGAAGACGAAGGUUUUUUUUAAAAAACAUAUCAAACAUGCAACUAUACUUGAAUCCAGCAGGCCAAUAACAAAAUGUGAACACUUUCUAUUAUUACACUUCCAGGUCGGCACCAGAAAUCAAAAGAACAGGCUCUAGGAAUAUUUUUGUUAAGUUCUUUCUUAUACGUAUGCAUUGGGGGAAAAGAUGGAUAGAUGUGUGAGCGUAUGGACGUGUGUGCGCGCCAGUUGUACAACUGAACAAAUUGUGUGACUUUUUUCCUUUCUUUCCCCUUCCCCACUUCUCAGUAUAUGCUUUUGAUUUGCUAUUUGGUCAAACGUUUAAUUGUUAUUAGCUUCUAACUUUGCACUGAGUGUCCACAGCCCUUCUUGUAGCUAAUCCUACUUGUUUUUAAAAAAGAAAAUUGAAAAAAAAAACUGAUAGGAGGGGCUGGCGACAAUUCACGUGUAAAUGUUUACUCAAGGACUCUUACUGCAUUUUAAAAAACUUACAGUGUGUAUCUCUGGAGAAUAAUAUGUAUAUCUACCUUUAGCAGCUUUUUAUUGUGGACUAAUGCAAGGAAAUAAAUACCGGAGUAUUGCACCAUUUUUUCCCCCAUUCGGAAUAUAAAGUUUUAAAAAAGGAAAAAAAAAAAACUCUUGUUGAACUGUGGCCAUAAAUACUUGUAAAGAGUGGAUGGUUCCCUGCAAGCCGGAACGGAAACAAGCACUUGGACAUAGGUUUUGACUGCUUUUGGAGGAGCCUACGGUUUCGGCUCCCACCUGUUUACAGACCUUUUUUUUUCCUCCUUCAAACUUUAAAAUAAAAAAAGGAAUUGAAAAAAAAGAAAAAAAAUAGACUUCCAUCAUAAAGAAACCUAUUUUCAGAAUGAAGAUAUGCUACUUCAGAGCUCUGGGAUUGAACAGUGUUUGUUGUUGUUAUUGUUGUUGUUGUUGUUUAUCCUUUUCUUUGGCCAUUGCUGUGUACUCCUUUGUUGUUUUUUCCUCCUCUUCGUCAAGAGUGGCGAAAAAUAUUGUGAUCACUAUCUUGCACAUGGUGGAAGAUGUCUCAGGAAAGCCGGGUUUCCCGAGGAGCAACUCCACACCAUUUCAUGUAUUUUUUAAACCCAACUCCUAGCACUGAAGAUAUUAUUAAAAAACAAAAUGAAAAAAAUAAAAAUAAAAAGACAGUAAGAGAAGAAGAAAAAUACCUAAUCUAAUGUGUAGCAGUUACAUAUUUACCAAAUAAUGGACUCAAAAGAAAUAGAUGUUUGAAGAGUGCUUUAUAUAUUAAAAAUUGCUUUAUGUUUAAAAAUGAUCAAUGUUUUUGAUUGUUUUGAAAGGAAGAAAGACAAUGGAAUAACAUACCCUUUGAGUAUGUUUUUAAAAAUUAUAUGAACAUUGUGCUCCCUGCCUGCUUGGAUCAGGAAACUUGUGCAUUACAUUUUUUGUUUUGUUAAAGAUUAGCUUUUUAAUGGUUUUGUCCAAUUAAAAAGGGUCCUGCAAGAUUGCAAAUCAACAAAAGCUGGUUUUCUAGAGGAUCAUGAACUAUGCACAGAUUGGGUUCCAGACUUGUGUUUUCUCAAGUUUUCGUAGUGUAUUUAGCUGAAUACCCUUUUCUCAGAGUGCUUGCAUCUCAUUGUCAUUACACGCACUCUACAUAUGUAUUGUGUAUAUAUAUCUCUCUCCCUUAAUACACACACAGACACACACACACACAUUAUAUUUAUAUAUAUAUAAUACAUAUGUGCCUAUGUGCGGAUUGAAAUAGUCAAUACAAUUUUCCAUGCUGACGUUUAGUAAUGAGUUGUAGAAAAAGAACUCCUGAUCAUUUAAAAUUGGGGAUGGACGUAAGAAAAAAAGCAAAUACAUCCUGUUGACCUUUUUUUUUUUUUUUGCCUUCUUUCAUUUUGAAUUCAAGAUGUCUGUAACUCUGAGAUGAAAAGAUAAAAAAAAAGUUUGUGGCUUUUAAUGUUAUUUCUCCUCAUAGAAUGUGAUUGUUAAAAACAUGCACCAGAAGUUGCUUUCAAGAGUACGAAGAUUCUUUGAAACUUAAUAAACUGCAGUUUUUCUUGGCUGUUAA
This is a messenger RNA of Podarcis raffonei (Aeolian wall lizard), 10365 nucleotides long. It is a transcript of the gene TNRC6C, whose product is annotated as trinucleotide repeat containing adaptor 6C. Gene Ontology annotation, cellular component: nucleoplasm; P-body. Lineage: Eukaryota; Metazoa; Chordata; Lepidosauria; Squamata; Lacertidae. The record is from RefSeq and is a predicted model, not a curated record. Gene Ontology annotation, molecular function: RNA binding; protein binding. The transcript has 25 exons. The coding region runs from base 1656 to 7610 and encodes 1984 amino acids. Gene Ontology annotation, biological process: positive regulation of nuclear-transcribed mRNA poly(A) tail shortening; miRNA-mediated post-transcriptional gene silencing.